Tripterygium wilfordii is the source of this 771-nucleotide messenger RNA. Its product is annotated as probable calcium-binding protein CML46. The coding region runs from base 76 to 696 and encodes 206 amino acids. Gene Ontology annotation, molecular function: calcium ion binding. The record is from RefSeq and is a predicted model, not a curated record. The transcript has a single exon. NCBI's taxonomy places the organism in Eukaryota, Viridiplantae, Streptophyta, Magnoliopsida, Celastrales, Celastraceae.
UCUGCUAAAUUCAUGAAGUCUUGAAUGCAAAGCAUUCUUCAAAGAUAUCAAACAUAGCUUCGAUUUUUGUAAGACAUGGCUCUUUCCAGAUUGUUGUAUUCCAUCUUGUGCUAUUCUAUUAAGAUAGAAGAAUCAUCACUGAUUUCAAAGCAAUCUGCCUUCCCAGUUUUUAUUUUGCUUGCUACACUAUUGUUUCAUAGAAUUGUAGUCUGGGUCAGUAGAAUAUGCAGAUUUUUGUCAAGAUUUUAUUGUCAUCUUCAUCUGCAAACCCAAUUUGACUCGAAGAUUACGGAAGAAGAGACAGAGAACCCAGAUUCGGAAUUUUUAAUCAAGGAGAAAAGAGAGGGAGAUCUUUGCAGAGAAGAUGUGGAGUUUGUGAUGGGAAAGUUGGGAUUUUUUUGCAGCCAAGAAAGUGAGGAGCUUCAGAAGUGGUUGAGUUCCAAGGACCUUCCAGGGCUGUUUGAUGAGAAGGAACCUGUGUUGGAGGAAGUGAAGGAAGCUUUUGAUGUGUUUGAUUUCAACAAAGAUGGGUUUAUUGAUGCAAUGGAGUUGCAAAGAGUCCUCUGCAACUUAGGAUUCAGGGAAGGUCGAGAGCUCGAGAAUUGCAGAAAGAUGAUCAGAAGCUAUGAUCAGAAUGGAGAUGGAAGGAUAGAUUUUAGUGAGUUUGUAGAAUUUAUGGAGAACAGCUUUUGCUGAACUGUAUAUCCAUUUUGUUUGGCAAAAGUUUAUUAAUGAAAUAUUAAAAAUUCAACACAAAAAAUCUUUGCUUAA